AUUGAUCGUUAAAUCAGUUUUGGAGCUCUAUGUAUGCUGAUAGGCUAGCAACUGCUAGGCUGUAGCUUCCUUGCGUGUCAAGCAUAAGGCUACUUACUUACUUACUUACCUAACGGUCCUAACCUACAGUUUUAGGAACGACAGGUUCCUUUAACCCACCAAAGAUAAUACCUACUACUCUACAACCUUCAUUACUGCUACUACAAAUAAAUCAACAUGGAGAUACUACUAGGAAUCACCGGCAAGGACUUCACGAUAAUCGCAGCUUCUAAGGCUGCGAUGCGAGGUCCUACCAUUCUCAAGGCUACCGAUGACAAGACGAGAUCGCUGAACAAGCAUACACUGGUUGCAUUCUCUGGCGAAGCUGGAGAUACAAUCCAAUUCUCUGAGUACAUCCAAGCAAACGCCCAGCUUUAUUCCAUGCGAAAUGAAAGCGACCUAUCUCCCACGGCUUUGGCGCACUACGUCCGCGGUGAGCUUGCGUCGAGCUUACGGUCGAGGAAGCCGUACAAUGUCAAUCUGCUUUUAGGAGGCGUCGAUCCCAUCACUCACAAGCCGAGCUUGUUCUGGCUGGACUACCUAGCAGCCCUAGCUGCUGUCCCCUAUGCCGCCCACGGCUACGCACAAUACUACUGCCUCUCCAUCCUAGAUAAGCACCACCAUCCAGACAUGACGCUUGUUCAAGGCCUCAAGGUGCUCGAGAUGUGCACGGACGAGCUGAAGCGACGUUUACCUAUUGAUUUCAAGGGCGUGAUAGUCAAGGUGGUUACAAAGGAUGGCAUUCGGGAGAUGGAGUUCAAUAAUGAUAAGAUUGUCAAGGGCGCAUAAGGCAGGGUCAAUGCUAAGGCUAGGUACUCGGAGUAGUGGCCACACGUGUAACAUUAGGGCCCUGGGCAAUAGGUGACAAUCACCAUAUCAUGGCCUAGUGUUGAAGUCGCAAGCUGGCCUUUGAAGUCUGUCUUAAUUGCAACUGCAUACUACGUACCUAGGCAUUUUCAUCUACGGAUUAUUUUGUGUGGUCAACCAGGCAGAGACCUGAACCGCUAUGACCAUAUCUUACCUGCUAGGGACAAGUGCUACAGCUACAACGCAUCGUGAAGGGCUAGGGGGUAUAUAGAAUACACAACGUCAUGACAAGUAAUUGUACUUUCCCUAAAUCAUCGUUGGGUUAGGUAGCAAGUAUUGUUUCUUUUAUUAGCCCGUGGAGCCUCGAGUAAUUAAAUGAUGUCUUUAGACGGACACUUCAUCCGCAUAGCUAGUAAUGACGAGAUUACGCACGAAAUAUUUGUUGGACAUGCUACUUACGUGGUCCCGUAUUUAUCCAUGGUACCUACCUAUAAUGUAAUUCAAA
Molecule: messenger RNA, 1351 nt
Organism: Hypoxylon fragiforme
Lineage: Eukaryota; Fungi; Ascomycota; Sordariomycetes; Xylariales; Hypoxylaceae
Product: nucleophile aminohydrolase
Exons: 3
Coding region: 217-828 (203 amino acids)
Biological process (GO): proteasomal protein catabolic process
Cellular component (GO): proteasome core complex; cytosol; nucleus
Molecular function (GO): peptidase activity
Source: RefSeq, a predicted model, not a curated record